AUGUACGAUGCUAAUUAUAAGCAUUUUUAUGUUUAUUUCGUUGACGGGCCAAAUGAAACCAGGACUGAUGUACUAAAAAGGCAUGAUUCAAUUAUCAAAGAAGUUUAUUCUGCUGUUCAACAACUUGCCUCUGGCCCUGUUGUGGCAUUGUAUACCGGCAAAACGAAUCCGAUCAAGAUUCAAAGGGUAGGAGUCGCGCCGUUAAAACGACAUGUUACUUCUCCGAAUCCAGGUGUAAUAGUAGAAAGUAGGGGUGCAUUAUUUCGUUUUAUUGGUGUGUACAGUUCAACUGCAAGCCGUUAUGCAAGGUUCAGUCAGAUCCCGGUUGUAGAGGAAGAGACCUGGACGCAAAGGCAACUGUCCACGAAAGUCGCCUACAGUGAUUUUGAUUUGCAGUUCAACUUCUCGUUCAAAAAUGACGGCUGGACUGUGGAUAACGUGGCCCUCCUCGAAGGCGGCGAGGAGGUGGGGCAUUCGGAGAUGGGUGUAGGAGCACCCUGGGACUGGUCAUACGUGUGCAGCGAGCCGUUGGUGGUGAUCAAUACGCGAGACGGCAGUGCGGUCACUAUCUCUCAUUACCAGAUUCAACCUUUUCAGCGAAGCGGACGCUCUGACUACAAUGAGGAUUGGUCCGACUUCAUCAGGGCGGAUGAAGGCGAUGCGGCUGCAGCUUCAGAGAAACCCCCUCCAACCGAUCCUAAUCCCAAACCCCAACCAGCACCCGAUAAAGUCGCGCCAAACACACCGAAAAGUUUCGGUAAAUCGGUGAAUUGCGGACCGUAUUUCAACUCGGUUAUCCUUGCGGGACUCUUCGUCACGUUUAUAUGUCUCGGUAUUCUCGCGUGUGCGGUGACCGCUGUUUACAAUUGUCACUCGAAUGACAAGUAUGACGAUCCACAGGGCAAGGCGUUAACAAUUACCGGCGAGCGUAGGCAUUGA
This is a messenger RNA of Parnassius apollo (apollo), 939 nucleotides long. The record is from the annotation of a GenBank genome assembly. NCBI's taxonomy places the organism in Eukaryota, Metazoa, Arthropoda, Insecta, Lepidoptera, Papilionidae.